CGUAGAGCCGCCCGAGUGUCAAAUGACAGCUGUUGCGUCGUACCACUGAUUCUACGCCGUAGCGUCGAAAACGCCGGCUCGCACACUUUAGACUUUUGGCCGAGUGUAAUUACGCGCCGUGGGAUAUACGCCAGCAUGAAACGCUCCGUUAUCCUUCUAUUGCUUUUAUCACUUAUCCACGGUAACCUGACGACGGCGUUAGAAAAUACAACUGCCGUAUCAGUGUCUGACGGCGUCAGAAUAAACGUAUCUUUAUGGAAUAAUCAUGAGAAUGACGUAAUUAAACAACGAAUAAGUUUAGCCCCAUUUACUCGCUUAACCAUCACUGUGACCGAGGUUCCAUCGGAUAUUUGGUUUAUUGUUUUACAAAUUCAUACAUUUCAAUACAAUGCCACGUUAUCUUACGACAAAGCGCUACUUGAUAAAGUGUCGGACAGAAGUUUAUUCGGAUCAAACAUUGGUUUGUAUGUAAAAACGCACGAUGUAACAGCCCCGAUCCAGGUAUUCUUGGAGCACAACAACGUGCACAAUCUCGAUGCAUUGCUCGUGAUUGUUACGUACGGUCGAAAUGCGCCGAUACCCGGUGGCUGUAACAUGGAAUUCGAUAUCGAAGUGUCGCCGUAUCAAAAGCUUCAUACGGAAAACGGCAUGAUAAUAGUAGACACGCAGCCAGCCUCGAUUCUCGCACCUAACGGUUCAUCGGUCCCCUGUGAAAAAAGCUCGCUGCAGUACAAGAUGUACCGUCUUUAUCUGCCUAGGCAAGACUUCACUCUGGAUACAUAUUUCAAUGCGAUCGCGAGUAUGCUGACCGCGCAAGACAUUGCACGGAACGGCGACGAGAUACCAGCAGGCUCUCAUACGAGUAAUAUGAGACGUAUCUACAGUGCGUUCACCGGCACGGGAUCAGUUUAUGCCGCAGUUGCUACUUACAGAAAUUACUCAUCGGCUUACAUCCCGAUCUUUACGUACGCUUGCAAUCCUCUGCUCUAUCCGGAGAGUUGUCAAGUUUUAAAUGACGUAUACGCGGAGGUGUUUUGCGCGCUGGUCCUGAUGAUUGGUUGUUUGUCAGUUAUUAUAGGGCAUAAAUACGUUUGUAUAGAUUAUUUUAUAUCGAGCUGUAUACUAGAGGGCAUUUUGGGAUACAUGCUGGGUACAUACUUGCACCUUAGCACCACAAUCAGCAUCGUGAUAGGUAUGACAUUUGUGGUCUCGUCCACUGUUUUCAAGACUUUUUUUAUACCAUUAUGGAGUGUAUCAUUAGGAUUCUUAUGUGCGUGCAUCGUAUAUCUUUAUGCUCCAGCGCAAAUGUUUUAUAUGUUGGAGAACAAUUGGUUAUUUUGGCCAAUGUUCGUAACCCUGAUAUUUCUGAUAAUCGCAUUUCUGGCGACGAUGUCCUAUGUCGCUGAAUUGAUGGCACGUGCGAUUUUCGGAUCUUAUUUCAUAGUCGUCGCGGUCGAUUACUACGCCGGAAGUAAUUUGAAAUAUAUUAUUAUUACUAUAAUCAGGAGAGUAACUAUACCCGGAUUUGAACUAGCGUUCGUAUAUCCGCCAUUUCAAGGUGCAGAUCUAACUUUAGUAAUUAUCUGGGCUGUUUUAAUAAUAGCACGAUUCAUUAUUCAAAUGUGUGCUUAUUUACGUGAGAUUAAAUUGAACACAGAAAGAACGCCUUUGCUGCCUGACUCUGAUUAUUCUUCUCAAAGACGUACAAGAGCUUCUGGCCACUAUUGGCGUCGACAUUACUACUUUUAUAUACGUUAAUAUUAUAUUUAAUCUAAGUAACAUUAAUUAUUAUCUUGCGUAACGAUUUUGACAUCGAAAUUUUUGCAAAGCUUUUCAAAUUUGUCGCUUUAUAGUAAAAUUAAUUAUAUAAUUGUGUUUAUUUUUAUUAAAGACUGAUUUAAGUCGCAAGUUUUAGUUGAUAACUUACCUUGUAUAAGUAGAUGUAAGUAUCAUACAAACCUGUUUCCUUCUUCGUACUACCUUAAAUAUUAAAAUGUGAUAUUUUCUUUAAACAGGACAUGAAGUCUCACGUAGCAAUAAUGCACAACAUUUAGAUUUUUUUCUUUAAUAUAAAACUUUUAUUUUUGUUAAAUAAUCGUGACGUUUUCAUGUUAAUAUGUACAACAAAACGCAUUUUAUUUAUUUUUCUUUUUUUUACAAAACUUUAUUAAAGUAUUAUUAUAUAAUUGUGAAAAUAAUAUACGUAAUGUUGUGCAGCAUUACUACAAAUAUUUUACUACGUACUGUGUAUUUUUUAUAUGUAUGUUUUUUCUGAUAUAUUUUUAGUAUUCUGCAAUAGAUUCUAUGUUAUAAGAGCUUACUCAAUGUUAAUGUGGAAUAUGAUGUUACGAAUAAAGAAUGAUGAUUUGGCAUUAAAA
Solenopsis invicta (red fire ant) is the source of this 2378-nucleotide messenger RNA. Its product is annotated as transmembrane 7 superfamily member 3. The record is from RefSeq and is a predicted model, not a curated record. The coding region runs from base 136 to 1758 and encodes 540 amino acids. The transcript has 8 exons. Lineage: Eukaryota; Metazoa; Arthropoda; Insecta; Hymenoptera; Formicidae.